This is a messenger RNA of Symbiodinium natans, 1202 nucleotides long. The record is from the annotation of a GenBank genome assembly. NCBI's taxonomy places the organism in Eukaryota, Dinophyceae, Suessiales, Symbiodiniaceae.
AUGGCUCGCUUCUUCCCACGAUCCUUCCAGCACCGGACAGGCUCGGCUGGAAGUCAAGAUAGGCGGAGAUGUGCUACGUACCCUUGUGGCUGCUUGCUCAACUGCUCGGAGUUCUUCCGCGGCCCGAGCUGGGCCGACAUGUGGGAUGAGGAAAACAAGGCGAGUCCGCGCCUUCGCCCGAGUCAGCGGUCUUUGCUUUAUGCGGCCCCGCAAUUCCGUGGUGUGUUGCGCGUUGGUGAUCGAACGGUCUUGGUGAAAGGCAUGAUGAUGGUCAAUGCAAAACUGGGGAACAAAUUGCACGUGCGCCAGUCCUGCGUCAAGGCGGAGUGGCCUGCAGACCCAGACACUGACAUUCAGCUGGGCCUUGACGUUGUUCAAGGUAGCAACAGGUCACAAGGUGUCCCCAAGCUCCACGCACAAGUCCUGUCGGCUCUUGCCAUGCGCUCGUGCUUGAUCCCUGGGCGCAAGGAAGCCAAGGCGGAGCCUUGGAGUUUUGAGCUGAGCGGCAGGCCAGCUUGCUGGCUGCCAUGGAAGCGAACGCCUGGGAUCUACCCCGCCCCGAACCGGCCACGCAGCUCCCACGGCAUCCCGCAGGACAAAAUUGAGGUCACCUACCAGGAGGAGCGCGUCACUGAUCCUACCCAGAUGGCUGAGGAGGUGGAACGUCCGUGGGCUUUCCGGACGUAUCGGGCCAAGGAGGCUAUGCUGCGCGGCGGGCGGCGCUUCAAAGCUGAGGUUCAACGACAGCAAAGCGACCCUCAUUUGCCCCUCGAGGGCUUCGGGGCUGGUCACGUGAUCGUCGAUGGCAAGGUCUUGACUGGCCCCGUGGUGGUGCGGCGGUCGCCGCUGAUGCUGCCUGGAGACCUCGAGAUUUGGGAAGCGCGCCCCUCCUCGUCCAAGCGACAUGCGCUUCGUGCCCGACAAUUGUAUCAUCUGCAGUUGCCGCGGCAUGGGCGUGAUCAGCCUGGCCGGCGGGACUACGAAGGGGACAUUGUAUUUGUUUCCUGUGAUCCAGACUUGCUUCGGUUGGUCGCCAGUACCCCAGACGGUCGAGGUGUGAAGCGCCUACAACGUGCAGAGGGCUUUGCCAAGAAGCAGUUGGGGGAAGGCCACGCCUUGCAGCAGCUUCGCCAACAAAGUCAUGAAAUUCACCUCAACUUCAAAACAACCUACCUUAUGCUUGAAACACCAACCAGAAACUU